AUGCAGGUGUGGCUUCGACGAUUCCCUCUUCUUCGUCGUUCCUUCUCCGACAUGACCAGAACUCGCAACAUUGGAAUUUCCGCUCACAUUGACAGCGGAAAGACCACGUUCACCGAAAGAGUCCUUUUUUACACAGGAAAAAUCAAAGAGAUCCACGAAGUCAAAGGCAAUGACAAAGUCGGCGCCAAAAUGGACUCUAUGGAGCUCGAAAGAGAAAGGGGGAUCACCAUCCAAAGUGCAGCCACAUAUUGUAAGUGGAAAGAUAUCAAUAUCAACCUUAUCGACACCCCAGGACAUGUCGAUUUCACUAUUGAGGUCGAAAGAGCUUUAAGGGUGUUAGACGGCGCGGUUCUACUUGUGUGUGGUGCCAGUGGGGUGCAAAGCCAAACUAUGACUGUGGACCGACAGAUGAGGAGAUAUAAUGUGCCCAGGCUGACUUUUAUUAAUAAACUGGACAGGGCUGGGUCCAACUAUUUAACGACCUAUAACUCAAUAAAGCAAAAAAUCCCAGUGAGGUCUGCCUUGAUCCAGCUGCCGAUAGGGCAAGAAGAUACAUUUAGUGGGAUUAUUGAUGUCAUUGAGAGAAAAGCAUAUAAUUUCCAAGGAAGAUAUGGAGAAAUCCCAACAGAAAUAGCUAUCCCUGAAAACAUGCUAGAAAAAACACAACAAACUAGACAAGAAUUGAUUGAAAAUUUAGCUGAUGUAGACGAUUUUAUCGGCGACAAGUUUUUGAAUGGAGAAACGCUGACAAAUCAAGAAAUUAAAGAUGCAGUCAGGAGGUCUACAAUUGCCCUUAAGUUUUCUCCUAUACUGAUGGGCUCAGCUUACAAAAAUAAAGGUGCACAGCUCGUCCUUGACGCUGUGGGUGACUAUUUGCCUAGUCCAUAUGAAGUAAAAAACGUAGGACUUGACCUCGACAAAGAAGAAGCCAAAGUUGAGCUAAAAAUCGAUCCAAAACUGCCUUUAGUCUGUCUUGCCUUCAAGCUUGAAGAAAACCGCUUUGGCCAGCUUACCUAUAUCCGUAUUUAUCAAGGUAGAUUAAAAAAGGGCGACUACAUCAUAAACACAUCCACCAAAAAACGAACCAAAAUUUCUAGAAUGGUGAGAAUGCACUCUAACGAAAUGGCAGAAAUCAAUGAAAGUGAGGCUGGCGACAUCUGCGCAUUAUUUGGUAUUGAAUGCAACAGUGGGGAUACCUUUACUGAUGGAACUGUAAACUACGCAAUGUCGUCUAUGUAUGUUCCUGAGCCUGUCAUUUCUUUAUCUAUUAGGCCAAUUGAAAAAAAUGCAGGGAUCAAGUUUAAUAAAGCCUUGGCGAAAUUCCAAAGAGAAGACCCUACAUUUAGAGUAAAAAUAGACGAGGAAAGCAACGAAACUAUUAUUUCGGGUAUGGGAGAGCUGCAUUUGCAGAUUUACGCUGAAAGAAUUAGAAGGGAGUUUGAGUUGCCAGUCGAAUUAGGCGCUCCAGCUGUAAAUUAUAGAGAAACGAUCCAUGGCCGAGCUGAUUUUAACUAUUUGCACAAAAAACAGACAGGAGGUAACGGACAGUACGCUGGGGUCCAAGGGUACAUUGAACCAAUCCCAGAUCUCAAGCCAGGCGAGCUUGUCCCAAGCAGAUUCGUCGACAAAACUAUUGGUAACAACAUAGGAGGAGAAUUCAAAGCUGCAAUUCAAAAAGCCUUCUUAGAGUGCUGCAAGAAAGGCCCACAGGUCGGCUACCCAGUGCUUAACUUACAAUAUGUCCUGAUUGAUGGCCAGACCCACGUUGUCGAUUCUAACUCAAACGCUUUUAUGACCGCCACAAAGCAGUCUUUUAGGCAUGCUUUUCCCAAUGCGAAACCUACUGUAUUAGAACCUGUUAUGACUGUCGAAAUUACGGCCCCUCAUGACUGUCAAGCUACUGUUAUUAAUGGUCUCGUUAAAAGAAGAGCUCUUGUGAAGGACACUUUUACCAGGGCUGAUGGGACUGCUGGGAUUAUUGCAGAAGCGCCACUAGCCCAAAUGUUCGGGUAUGCAAGUGAAAUUAGAGGAAACACACAAGGACAAGGAGAGUUUUCAAUGGAGUUUAGCAGACUAGAACCUGUUGACCCUGGAGCGCUUGAAGAGCUGAAGAUGCACUACCAAGAAAAGGUUCGCAGAGAAGGUAAUGAUGAUGACUAA
Blepharisma stoltei is the source of this 2160-nucleotide messenger RNA. NCBI's taxonomy places the organism in Eukaryota, Ciliophora, Heterotrichea, Heterotrichida, Blepharismidae. The record is from the annotation of a GenBank genome assembly.